AUCAAACCCUCCCAAAUUUAUAUAUAUAUAUAUAUAUAUAUGUACAAUUAAACAAAACCAAGCAAUUCAUCUUGGAUUCGCCAUGGAUGCCGCGAAGAGACUAAUACAGAAGGCGGUGCACCACCACCACCACCAUCAGCUCCAUGUGCAACGUGGCAGCUCGAAAUCGACGGACUUCGAUUUGCAAAUUGCUGUCCACUAUGGUAUCCCAUCUACGGCGUCGCUUCUUGCUUUUGACCCCAUUCAGCGUUUGUUGGCCAUUGCCACACUGGAUGGCAGAAUUAAAGUUAUUGGCGGUGAUGGAAUCGAAGGCCUUCUCAUUUCCCCAAAGCAAUUGCCUUAUAAGAGCCUAGAGUUUCUAGAAAACCGGGGUUUUCUAAUCGGCAUUUCAAAUGAGAAUGAUAUUGAGGUUUGGAAUCUGGAGAGCAGAUGCCUAGCUUGCUGUUUGCAAUGGGAUUCCAAUAUAACUGCAUUCUCUGUAAUCAAUGGCUCCUAUCUCAUGUUUAUUGGAGAUGAAUAUGGUUUGAUGUCUGUGGUGAAGUAUGAUGCUGAAGAUACUAAACUUUUACGGUUGCCAUAUCACAUAUUUUCAGAUCAUUUAAAUGAAGCAGUUGGUUUUCCAUCACUUGAUCACCAACAAAUUGUUGGAGUUCUUCCUCAACCUUGCUCUUUUGGAAAUAGAGUGCUGAUUGCAUAUGAGAAUGGACUGAUAAUUCUGUGGGAUUUUAAUGAAGCUCGAAUUCUUUUUGUUGGAGGCGGUAAGGAUCUUCAAUUGAAGGAUGGAAGUGUUGAUUCCCAAAGUGGAGAAGAUACUAAUCUUCAAGGCAAUGCAUCUUAUAAUCACUUGCAAGAGAAAGAGAUAAGUGCCCUUUGCUGGGCAUCUUCAAAUGGGUCCAUUCUUGCAGUUGGAUAUGUGGAUGGAGAUAUAUUGUUUUGGAAAACAUCAACCGGUUCCUCUGUUAGAGGUCAACAAAAUGAACCCUCAGGCAGCAAUGUUGUUAAGCUGCAAUUAUCAUCUGCUGAGAGGAGACUACCUAUUAUAGUCUUACACUGGUCUGCAAGCAAUAGAUCCAGUAAUGAUUGUGAUGGUCAACUGUUUAUCUAUGGUGGUGAUGAAAUAGGAUCUGAAGAAGUUCUAACUGUUCUGAAUCUAGAAUGGUCAUCUGGGAUGGAGACAGUAAGAUGUAAAGGUCGUGCUGACCUCACACUUACUGGAUCUUUUGCUGACAUGAUUUUGUUACCAAGUGCUUGGUCAAAAAAGAGUAAUCACAAAGCUGAUGUUUUUGUAUUGACAAAUCCCGGACAACUGCAUCUUUAUGAUGAUGCUAGCUUGUCUGCCUUGCUAUCUCAGCAAGAGAAGGAAACAUCUGUCUGUGCUUUGGAGUUUCCUGCAGUUGUACCUAUGGUUGAUCCACACAUGACUAUGGCAAAAUUCGCUGCAUUGCCUAUGGGUGGAAACUCUUCAAAAGUUCUAUCUGAGAUGGCCUCAGUUAGAAAACAAGGCACCACACUUGCCCAGGCUGGUGGUACAAAGUGGCCCUUGACUGGGGGUGUACCUGUUCAUCUGUCUUCAACAGAACAAAGAGUUGUUGAAAGAGUUUACAUAGCAGGUUAUCAAGAUGGAUCUGUUCGGAUUUGGAAUGCCUCUUAUCCUUUCCUCUCAAUUAUUUGCGUUCUAGAAGGAAAGGUGAAAGGUCUACAAGUUACUGGCUUUAGUACUCCAGUAUCAAAUUUGGACUUCUGUUCCCUCACUUCAAAUUUGGCAGUUGGCAAUGAAUAUGGACUGGUAAAACUUUAUAACUUCAAUGGCAGCUCAGAUGAGACAAGUUUUCACUUAGUGACAGAGACUAAGCAUGAAGUUUGCAUUUUGCCUCAAGAGGAAGGACCUCAUUGUAGGGCUGUUUUUUCUCUUCCUAAUUCCCCAAUUCGUGCGCUACAGUUUGCAAAUUCUGGAGCCAAACUUGCUGUUGGUUUUGAAUGUGGUAGGGUGGCAGUACUUGACAUGAGUUCAUUAUCAGUUCUCUUCUUCACAGACUUUGUAUCGAGCUCCAGUUCUCCUGUUAUUUCAGUGACCUGGACAAAUUAUGAAAAUAUUGGUAGCCUUGUAAAAAGUCCAAAGGAAACUAAUAUUGUAGCAAAUCCUGCAGAGGAAGUCAUGUUUUUCUUAACCAAGGAUGCAUUUCUUAAAAUAAUUGAUAGUGGUGGUGGAAUGAUCAAUUCUCAUCCAUGGCACCCAAAAAAGAAAUCAAUUGCAAUUUCCAUGUAUGUUAUAGAGUACAAUACUUCAGUCUCUACCUCAACCAAUGGAAAGCAUCUGGAGAAGGCUAACCAGGAUGUGGCUAUUAACAAGAAUCAGCCUGUGGAUGAAACUACUUUAACAGGGGCUAAUUCGCAUAGCAGUGAACAUCAUUCCUCUUCAGGUAUUGCACUCACAGGGGAAAGAUUAAUGGAUUCACUUAUUCUGCUUUGUUUUGAGGAUUCAUUGCGCUUGUACUCUACAAAGAGUGUGAUUCAGGGAAACAAUAAAUCCAUUUUUAAAGUGAAACAUUCGAACCCUUGCUGUUGGACUUCAACUUUUAGGAAGGAUGACAAAGUUUGUGGACUGAUCUUGCUGUUUCAGACUGGAGCAAUUGAAAUCAGAUCUUUUCCAGAUUUGGAAUUGGUGAAAGAAAGCUCCUUAAUGUCAAUUCUUAGGUGGAACUACAAAACAAACAUGGAGAAGAAUAUGAGUUUUGAUAAUGGGCUGAUUACAUUGGCAAAUGGGUGUGAGUUGGCCUUCGCCUCACUACUGUCUGGUGAAAAUGGUUUCAGGAUUCCAGAGUCUCUUCCUUGUCUUCAUGAUAAGGUCCUUGCUGCUGCUGCAGAUGCAGCCAUCAGUUUCUCUUCCAAUCAGAAGCAGAAGCAGGGUAUUAAGCCUGGGAUUCUAGCCGGUAUUGUCAAAGGCUUUAAAGCUGCAAAAUUAGCGCAGACCACGGAUAUUACUCCAACACCUCAAUCCAAUUUUAGUCACCUGGAGGACAUUUUCUCGAAGCCACCAUUCUCAGAAUCAUCUCCAGCUGUUACUGAUAUUCAGGAAGCUGUAGAGCUUAAUAUAGAUGAUAUUGAGAUAGAUGAAUCACCUCUGCCCACGGUAACUACAUCGCAGGAAGUGAAAAAUAUAAAGAGAGAGAAGGAUACAGAAAGGGAACAGUUAUUAGGCAGGGCUGAUGAUAUAAAACCCAGACUAAGGACACCUGAAGAAAUUAUAGCUCAAUAUAGAAAAGCUGGGGAUGCCUCGUCAGUUGCUGCACACGCAAGAAACAAGCUUGUGGAAAGACAAGAAAAAUUGGAGAGAAUCAGCAGGCGCACUGCAGAGCUGCAAAAUGGAGCUGAAGACUUCGCAUCAUUGGCAAAUGAGCUUGUUAAGGCAAUGGAGAAUCGAAAAUGGUGGCAAGUGUGAAAGGGGGAAAAUCUGGUAUGUAUAGAACGUGUUUCUUUUGGUCACACACAUUUUUACUAGAUUUGUUCAGGGAUGUGGGAGUUGAUCCCCAGGCAUUUAAAGCACAGGAUAUUAUGGUCACCAGUUGACCUUUUACCUGAUAAUUCAGAGCUUGUACUUUUAGGAGUUAGUUUUCAUCACCUAUGAUGUAAAGCAAAUGAUGGUGCUAGCAGGCUUUUUUUUUUUUUGGCUAAAUACAGCUGCUUGCAGUAAUUAUUUUACAUUCUUUGCA
Molecule: messenger RNA, 3710 nt
Organism: Hevea brasiliensis (rubber tree)
Lineage: Eukaryota; Viridiplantae; Streptophyta; Magnoliopsida; Malpighiales; Euphorbiaceae
Exons: 24
Coding region: 83-3439 (1118 amino acids)
Biological process (GO): regulation of exocytosis
Cellular component (GO): cytoplasm; plasma membrane
Molecular function (GO): syntaxin binding; GTPase activator activity; myosin II binding
Source: RefSeq, a predicted model, not a curated record